Messenger RNA from Oreochromis aureus, 1917 nucleotides. RefSeq names its product actin alpha 2, smooth muscle (gene acta2). The transcript is spliced from 9 exons. The record is from RefSeq and is a predicted model, not a curated record. NCBI's taxonomy places the organism in Eukaryota, Metazoa, Chordata, Actinopteri, Cichliformes, Cichlidae. Bases 194 to 1327 code for a protein of 377 amino acids.
GAGGAGGUGGAGGCUUGAUAAACUCAGUCGCAGCUCUGCAGACUCUCACUUCUGUCCUGCCCCCGCCCCCACAUCCCAGCAGGCCCUGCACCGCCACGGUAAGACCUCCACCACCUCCUCCUCCUCACCUGGCUGCCUGUGUUGUGACUCGGUGUCGUAGUGUCGUUGCUUGUCUACAGCGCCCCCUGCAGUCAUGUGUGAUGAUGAGGAGAGCACCGCUCUGGUCUGCGAUAACGGCUCCGGUCUCUGCAAGGCCGGAUUCGCCGGAGACGACGCCCCCAGAGCCGUCUUUCCUUCCAUCGUGGGCCGGCCCCGGCACCAGGGAGUGAUGGUGGGCAUGGGGCAGAAGGACAGCUACGUGGGUGACGAGGCUCAGAGUAAGAGAGGAAUCCUGACCCUGAAGUACCCCAUCGAACACGGCAUCAUCACUAACUGGGACGACAUGGAGAAGAUCUGGCACCACUCGUUCUACAAUGAGCUGCGAGUGGCUCCAGAGGAACAUCCCACCCUGCUGACUGAGGCGCCACUCAACCCCAAAGCCAACAGGGAGAAGAUGACACAGAUCAUGUUCGAGACCUUCAAUGUUCCCGCCAUGUAUGUGGCCAUCCAGGCCGUCCUAUCACUGUACGCCUCAGGACGUACCACAGGUAUCGUCCUGGACUCAGGUGAUGGCGUCACCCACAAUGUGCCGAUCUACGAGGGCUAUGCCCUACCUCAUGCCAUCAUGAGGUUGGACCUGGCAGGACGUGACCUCACUGACUACCUCAUGAAGAUCCUGACCGAGCGAGGCUACAGCUUUGUCACCACCGCGGAGAGAGAGAUCGUGCGGGACAUCAAGGAAAAGCUGUGCUACGUGGCUCUGGACUUUGAGAACGAGAUGGGGACAGCCGCCACCUCGUCCUCGCUGGAGAAGAGCUACGAGCUUCCUGACGGGCAGGUCAUCACCAUUGGCAAUGAGAGGUUCCGCUGCCCUGAGACGCUAUUCCAGCCCUCCUUCAUCGGUAUGGAGUCGGCCGGUAUCCACGAGACCACCUACAACAGCAUCAUGAAGUGUGACAUCGACAUCCGUAAAGACCUAUACGCCAACAACGUGCUGUCUGGGGGAACCACCAUGUACCCGGGAAUCGCAGACCGCAUGCAGAAGGAGAUCACCGCUCUGGCCCCCAGCACCAUGAAGAUCAAGAUCAUCGCUCCCCCGGAGAGGAAGUACUCGGUGUGGAUCGGCGGUUCCAUCUUGGCCUCACUCUCCACCUUCCAGCAGAUGUGGAUCAGCAAGCAGGAGUACGACGAGGCCGGACCCUCCAUUGUCCACCGCAAGUGCUUCUAAAGGCUGCGCCCGGACCUUCAAGUCCCGCCCCCUCGCCUUCAGCACAACGUUAUUUUAGCCUGCACUGAGCACCCGCUAACAGACCCCAGAUCAGCCCCCAAAAUCAGGCCCGCAGGGACGACAGGAAGUCAGAGAGCGCUCAACAGCGUUAAGUUCAGAGGACAGAAAGUGAUGUCAUGUUUGGUGACGUUUUUGAAGAACUUCCAGAAAGUCAAACAUCUGCCCUCUCUGCUCACCUUCAAACUGUGAAUGUGCCGCUUGCCCUCUGUAACCCUACCACCCCACAUUCCACCUGUGGCCCCGCCCCCUCUGAGCUCCAUGUUGGUGCUGUUUCCUGUCAGAAAGUGCGUUUUUAUUUUUGAUGAAUAAAGCUUGAAUGUUGCCCGCUGGUGUCGUCUUCUAUCGAUCACAUUCACGCGGCGCUCUGAUGAUGUCACACAGUGUAUGAUGAUGUCACUGCUGUUGACCUGUGGGUAGGUGUGACCUCGUGGUGCUGUCUGUAUUAGUAACAUUUGACGAGGUGGUGAUGUGAACGUGGAAGUGACAGUUGAAUGAACCCAGGAAGACAAUAAAGCGCUCUCAUACCUGAA